UAUUUAUUUGAUUAACAGAGUGCGACGCGGGGACUGGUCCGCGCCCCUGACCGCCACCUCUGGCCACCACCUCUCCAAGAACCAAGUUCAUGAGAGGAUCAUCUGACACUGGGACAUCAAGUACAACCGCAGUUAACCGCGCAAUUGACCACCCUCCUCUCGCAGUAAGGAUGCUGAACGGCACCACUUUGGAGGCAGCCAUGCUCUUCCACGGGAUCUCCGGAGGCCACAUCCAAGGCAUCAUGGAGGAGAUGGAGCGCAGAUCCAAGACCGAGGCCCGUCUGGCCAAAGGCACUCAGCUCAACGGCCGCGACGCGGGCAUGCCUCCGCUCAGCCCGGAGAAGCCCGCUCUGUGCGCCGGCUGCGGAGGCAAGAUCUCCGACAGGUAUUAUCUCCUGGCGGUCGACAAGCAGUGGCACCUGCGGUGCCUGAAGUGCUGUGAAUGUAAGCUGGCCCUGGAGUCUGAGCUCACCUGCUUUGCCAAGGACGGCAGCAUUUACUGCAAGGAGGAUUACUACAGAAGGUUCUCUGUGCAGAGAUGUGCCCGCUGCCACCUUGGCAUUUCCGCCUCUGAGAUGGUCAUGCGCGCCCGAGACUCUGUCUAUCACCUGAGCUGCUUUACCUGCUCCACCUGCAACAAGACCUUGACCACAGGCGACCAUUUCGGUAUGAAGGACAGCCUGGUGUACUGCCGCGCACACUUCGAGACCCUCUUGCAAGGGGAGUACGCACCUCAACUGAGCUACACGGAGCUGGCGGCCAAGAGCGGAGGCUUGGCUUUGCCUUACUUCAAUGGCACUGGCACCGUGCAGAAGGGGCGGCCCCGGAAGCGGAAGAGCCCAGCUCUGGGAGUGGAUAUCGUGAAUUACAACUCAGGUUGUAAUGAGAAUGAGGCAGACCACUUGGACCGGGACCAGCAGCCUUAUCCACCUUCACAGAAGACUAAACGCAUGCGAACUUCCUUUAAGCACCACCAGCUCCGGACCAUGAAAUCCUACUUUGCCAUCAACCACAACCCAGAUGCCAAGGACCUCAAGCAGCUUGCUCAAAAAACGGGCCUGACCAAAAGAGUUUUGCAGGGAGAACAAAUCUUGGGGCAUUACAGCCAAACAUCCCGACGUUUGAAAAUUCCCUAAAGUAUUAAAAGAAGGGGAAAAGUUUGAUCGGAAAUCCACUGCAGUGAAGACAAAGACACUAUUAGGUUAUGAUAAUCAUACAUUUAAAAGUUUAUUGAACCAAAAGAGAGAGAGAGAGAGAGAGAGAGAGAGAGAGAGAGAGAGAAGAGAGAGAGAUUGAGAGAGAGUGACUUAAGUGUCAUUUACUGAAUGUUAACAAAACUUCUGUUCUUUAUGAUGUCUAACACGAAUCAAGGCUUAACCUCAUGUGGUUUAAUAAAAGAGCAAGAUAAACCACGUAGAAAACCAACCAGAGCAACCUGGCAGUAAUACGCCCGCCCCACAUUUGGAGAAAAUUAUUAUUGAAACAAUUCCACACAUCUGUCAAGCACAAUAUAACUGUAAAAUAAAGUCCAAAAACAUCCAUCUCAUCUGCUUGCUAAGAUGUACCAGUCCUAUCUCUUAAUGUUAUUUUCCAAUUGUAAAUUCAAAGAGUAACUUUUACUCAUUCACGAGAGCAUAGGGAUCAAACCCAGUGAUUUUAGUAUUAUUGUCUGUCCUUCCUUUCUAAACAGAAGGCUCUGCAUGCACUUUUGCAUCUAUCACCUCUAGUGUACAUCUCUGUAAUGCUGACUUUGCUGUUUCCUGUAUGAUAAAUAGCUUUCAUUAAUAAACAUUUUAUUUGAUGCAAACAUAGUUAACUUUAUGUUAAGCACACAUUGUUGAAAUUAAUUUUGAACACUGUCUUAAAGAGUCAGGACAGUACACUUGCAGCCUGUUAUGCCCAAGGGGGAAAAUAUAGACUGGAGAAUUAGGUAAAAUUAUUUUCUUUGAUUUUAACUUUUAUGGCUUGUUUUCAUUUAUUGUAUUUAGUUAACACAUGGAUGAAAAUAAAAUAGCAAGCCCAAAUUAAACAUCAGAAUAAAUUAUUAUGUAAAAUUUCAGCAAUUUUUUUUUAGAUUAUAGGGUGACAUUUAUCGAUUCUCUGUGAGUUUACAUGUUCACUAUGCAAUGAGCAAAUUUAUUGAAGUACAUGAAUAUAUUCUGAACUCUGACAUUUUGUUCUUUGUGUAGUUCAGAUUGCACAAGUUAUCAGAAACAAAGGAUCAAUGGGAAAGAAGAACAAAUAUUUAGGAAUGUGCUUUCUUUUCAUCGUUAAAGGGAAUACUUGAAGAAAGAAUUUCGUAAAGCUACUCUUACUUAGCUCUAUAUCCAAAGCACAUGUUAAACAAAUUAGCAUAUAGAAUACUUUCCAGAAAAAAAUUUCCUUAUGAGAUUUUUUAUUAUGUACAAAUAAACCCUAUGUAAAAGAUGUAAGUUUUACAAAUGAUAGACAUACAAAAAAAUCUCACUUACAUUUAUUCUCAGAACUUUGGAUGUUUUCUCAAACACUUUCAUUUCCUGAAUGGUAAACCAGGAAAAACAAUGAUUAAAGGACAGGUAUCAACUUAACUAACAGUGCACCCAGAAUGCACCGCGACAAGUGAACUGCUUUGAGUGAUCAUGGAACGUGUUGGUUUUGUCAGUUGCUUGGAUGUUUAUGCCUCAUCAAAAUCUCAUUCAUAGUGCUGCUGGCAAUCUGAAUGGAUUUUCCAACACAUUUUCAGCCAGUGUCCUGAAAUCUUGGUCCUGCAGGCUCUGCCUUCUUUCCUUGUUCUGUCACCUAGGGCAGUUUCAUUUUGAAAUAUUUUGGAAGUUCGCCUGGUUUUGCAGACUUUUAACUAUUUGUCUGGUAUGUGAAAUGCGGGAAGAGACCAAAGAGAGAAAGAACGUAGCUGAAAUUAGACAUCUGAAAAAAAUAAUACAAAUUUGAAACAGGCAUUUUUUUUUUUUUUUAGAAGAGGAAAAGAACACUAAUUAUGUGAGUGGGAAGUGAAAAAAAUCACGUGAUGCAGGCUUGGAAGGUCUAACACACUUUCCUAUGAUGUAUGGCAGUCUUCUGUCUGGGCAACUGCACAUUUAUUGUUGGGCGUAGAUUAGAAGACUGAGGACAUUUUUAGACGGGUGCAGGGCACCAAAUUUUAUAGCUUCUACCUCCCCAAAUACCUAGAUGAAUCUAAUUUCUGGCAAAUUGAUCCUAGGAACACGAACUCUUACCGACAAUAUCUGUGAACUUUGGUUGAAUACCAUUGUAAUAUUGACUUACAUAGUAGAUAGGCUUUUGAUACUUCAAAUAGAGUAAAAUUUCAUAACACAGAAACCAAAGCACACAGCUCUUAAAGCUUGGUGAUUUUCAUUACCUAAAAUGCCAAUAGCUUUACUUAGUAGAAUCCCAGUUGAAUUUACUGUAUGGUUUUCAGAGUGAAAGCCUCUUUUAUUAGCCACAUAUAAGACAGCAUCAUCUUCUAUUGCAGUAUGCCUGCAGAGAACACUGUGGUUUGAGGCAUCAGAAAUGGGAAGUGCUGGGACAAAAACAUGGCAUUCUAUCAUUUUAGGCUUAUAAGGAAAUUCAAGAGAUAAUGCUGUUGUUAUAAAAAUAUGAAGUUUUGAAUAGAGUUUUGUUAUUUCAUUUUUCACUGUGUUCCUUUCACAGUAGCUUCACUAAUAGGAAGAUUAUGAACUGUGAAGGAGAUUCAACACCUUUUAUACUUUAUGGUCACUAGCCGUCAGGGGACAAUAAGAACACUGGGGCUUAGUCUAGACUAAAUAAAUAAUGUUGCAUCUUUGAAACUUUCAUAUCGAGAAGGCCUGUAUUGGCCUGUGGGUGAAUCUAUUUUCUAUUUCUAGUAAUGAGAAGUCAAUUCUGAAGACUGAAAUAAAAAAUCCUAACAAAACAAUAAACCUCUGGUGUAAAACUCUUUGCUUUACAAUGUCAAAAAAUUGGAACUUAGUCUCUUUAGAUUUUGCUACUGAUUUGUGUCUCUUUUGGUCAUACCUAUUUUGUCUUUGUAAUAUUUUUCAAAUUAAUAUGGUUUCCCUUGUUUUCAAAAUAAAAUCCCAAAUUAAACUAUUUUUUUUACUGCCUUCUGGGAACAUUCCCAUUGUGUUUUCCUGGAUUUCACAGCAAAAAGAAAAAGUUUAGAGCUGUCCAUGAUGUUCAAGGAAGUCCCUGAAUAGGAUGUAAGCAGUAAUAUGAUUGCCAGGAUUCAUUUCCUUGUUAACUAUGUUUCAAAAUAAGUGUUUCUAUGAGACACUAUCCCCUGCUUGCUACAUUUCUCUGUGAACCGUAAUAAAAAAAAAGUAACCACUCCAAACAUGUAUCCCAUUGGCAAGUUUCUCUUCUCUUGGAUUGUUGAUUUUUGCUUCUCUGCAUCACAUUUUAUUUUGUGCUGAAAUGACAAAAACAGGCAAGGAUAAAGAUCCAGGCAUCAGUUGUGGCAAGAAAGUUCUGGUGUCUGUUUCUGUGUCCCCUCAGGUCACUUGUUAGAAGUGUCAGGAAUGUUUCUUUCCUUUGGACUUUUUCUGUUUACACCGUGCAUGAUCUCAUAAAUUACUCUGAAGAGUACCUGGAUACCUUUUAUGGUUAUUUGAAAAUAAAAUUUGCUACAAAUAAGA
Messenger RNA from Peromyscus leucopus (white-footed mouse), 4610 nucleotides. It is a transcript of the gene Lhx9, whose product is annotated as LIM homeobox 9. The record is from RefSeq and is a predicted model, not a curated record. Gene Ontology annotation, molecular function: RNA polymerase II transcription regulatory region sequence-specific DNA binding; DNA-binding transcription factor activity, RNA polymerase II-specific. Gene Ontology annotation, cellular component: nucleus. Lineage: Eukaryota; Metazoa; Chordata; Mammalia; Rodentia; Cricetidae. The transcript is spliced from 7 exons. Gene Ontology annotation, biological process: regulation of transcription by RNA polymerase II; neuron differentiation. Bases 90 to 1136 code for a protein of 348 amino acids.